AUGCGGCUGACUCAGCGGCCGGCCCCACGAAGCUUCGGCGGCGCUCUGGCGGGCUACGUGCCCAGUGCGACGCUGCGCGUGGGCGUGGUGCGGCCGGCGCGACCAGGGGCUUAUCCGGCGUGCCGUGGAGACAGAACCACGCCGUCGUACGUGCUGUGUGAACGGUCCGUGUACCUCACGGAGUACUCGAUGGUGGUGGCCGGCGCGGGCGCCUACUGCCUGGACGCGCGCAGGUGGCUGGUGUGCGUGUCGCAGAGCCCGAGGGGCUCGCGGCCGGCGCGUCGGCGGACGCGCACGCCCGCGCCGGGCCCGGUGGCGUCCCGCGCCGUGCGACGGGCGACUUCGUGCAGGCGGGCGCGCUGCGGCCGGGACGCCGACUGCAGAAGACGGGUCGUGGUGCUGGCGGCCGCCGGGCCGUCCGCGCUCUUCCGGGCGACUUUCUCGUGGAGCGGAUGCUGGUGGUGCCGCAACGGGUCGCCGCUGGUGGGCGUGGACGCGCCGCCCGGCGCGUUCGCGUGCCACGCGCGCAUCCUGGCCGGCGCCGCCGCGGUGCGCCCCGUCGCCGACCCCGACGCCGACGACGUGCGCUUCACGCUCUACCCGGUGGGGCUGAUGCUGUCCGUGUUCUUCCUGGCCGCGACGCUGGCCGCCGGCUGCCUGCUGCCCGGCGCGCACCACGCGUUGCACUGGCGCUGCCAGACGGCGCACGUGGCCUGCCUCAUGGUGGGCGACCUGCUGCUCGCCGUCACGCAGAUGGCCGGCACGGGCGUGCCGCCGGAGCUCUGUCAUGCUACGGGUAAAUUGUUCGUGAGCUAUCCUCUAUUAGCAAAAGUAUCAGAACGUAUGGGAAUAAAUUAUGUGAAGUCGAUAAGUAUAUUCUACGAUUAUGAAGUAGACUACCUGUGGAUGGAGGGCUUAGUGGGCGAUGGCCAGCUGGUGGCGAGCAACUCGGUGGGCAUAGGACAGUCUCCUGGACGACAGACGCUGGCAGCGAUGGAGGUAGUGUAG
Gryllus bimaculatus (two-spotted cricket) is the source of this 1008-nucleotide messenger RNA. Lineage: Eukaryota; Metazoa; Arthropoda; Insecta; Orthoptera; Gryllidae. The record is from the annotation of a GenBank genome assembly.